AUGCGAGCAGCUGUUCCACUAGACUGGCAGGCCCUUGGCAUGCCUGCACCGAAGCUCCGCGACGGGACAGCGCUCGUGGCCGCCGACGCGCCGGAGACCAGGGCGGGAGGCUGGCUGAGCGGUUUUGGCCUGCAGCAGACAGCGGCGACGCUGAACGCCUUGGGUCUGGACUCCUCCACGUCGACACCCAAGCACCUUCUGGCUCUCACUCCGCUAGGGCGCGUGCUCUCGCGACUGCCGUUGGAUGUUGGCAUUGGGAAGAUGCUGCUUUUGUCCCUGGUCUUCCAGGUGCAGAGCAGUGCAGUCGUUUUGGCCUCCGCCGUGGGUCUGCACUCCCCCAGACUGCAGAAGCAUGGAGAGAGAGGAGGUGGUCGGUGCAAGUUUGACCACAAGAGGGGCGACCUUUUCACCACGCUCCGCGUCUAUCAGACUUGGCUCCACGAGCGCUCCCGACGCGAGGGCGGCAGCGAUUCGCGCUCCAGGAAGUGGUGCCGCGAGCAUGGCCUUGACGAGCGGCUUCUCUUCGAGCUGAACAAGAUGAAUGUCCAGCUCACGGAGAUUCUUCGUGAUGGCGUCGGACGAGUGGAAGGUGGGGGCCGAAAGCUGGGGUCUCUUCUACGGAAGAAGCGGAUCAGCGCGCUCGAGGAGCGCAUGGUCCAAGACUCCCAGGGCACAAAGCUGCCCGCCGCAGAUCGCGAAGCUCUGAAAGCCGAGCUCGAGGAGCUGAAGAUGAAGGAGAGCACUCGAGAGCAGCGGCGCCUCACCUUCGAAGAUGGAGAAGGCGUCCUGGCAGAAGACGAGCGGGGCCUCGGCUAUGCCAUGAACGAUCGCGACUUCUUUGGCAGCGACGACGACGUGGCCAACGCCAGUGGAGGCGAGGGCAACUUCAAUCGCGAGCUGAAUCGCCGGCCCCGCAAGCGGCAGAAGACUGGAAAGUCCCAGGGCUCGAAGGUGCGCCUGCCCCAGAACGACAGCCUCGCCGAGAAGAUGCGUCGUAGGAACAUCGAGUUCGAGCUCAGGUACGGCAGCCACCGGCACACCACGAAGGCGCUCGAGUCGCUAAGCCGAGAGCAGGAGGAGCUCCUACAGCUGGUGGUCGCGUGCGCGCUCUACCCGAAUAUAGCACUGCCUGGGGAGAACAACAGCGAGAGGUGUGCGGCCGAGUGCGUCUUCCACACGCAGCAGGUGCCCUUUGUCAACCUGCACCCCAGCAGCGUGAUUUACCCUCAGCUGCCCACGGCGCUGUCGAGGGAGGAGGGCUUGGCCUUCGGCAGCAUCCUCCAGACACACAUGCCCUUCCUGACGCACGUGACACGCUGCCCCGUCGUCCCUGUUGUGCUGCUGUGCGCCGUUCGUGUAGAUAUGGCGGAGGACUGCCGUAUGUUGAUUUGCGACCAGUGGCUUCAACUGACCUUCGUGGACACGGAAGAGCUGCUCUGCUUGAUCGAGGAUGCUCUGCUGUUGAGGUUUUCCAUCCAGAGCGCCUUGGACAGGGAGGUCCUCGAGCUCUUCGAGGUCGAUUGCGACGACGACGUGCCUUGCGAUGCCGGGGAUGCACAGGCCGACCUAGAGUCGCAGACCCGGCGGGCGCCGCCCAGACUCAGGCGUGCAGUGCAAGGACUACCGGGCAAGCAACUCAAAGGCUAUGACCUAACUCGCCGUGCUCUGACCUUCUGGCAUCGGAAAGCGGAAUUCAGCUGGCAGACCCUCAUGCCAAAUGAGUAUGCGGCCUUCAGAGGUUCCAACACCGCGGACGCGCCGCUGGCAGCGGGCGCUGGAAGUUGGCUUCACUUUGGGAGCAUCUCAGAGGAGAGCGUGAAACCUGAAAGCUCCUUGGUGUCGGACCACUUGACUGUGGCCUACAACUGUCCCACCUGCCACCGAAGCUUCCGCCUCAACCGCCACGGCAUCGCUGAGCACCGCCGAGAAUGCCAGGGGUCAGCGGAGGCUCCAUCGGAGCGCGGAUGGCUCUGCGAGACCUGUGGGGAGAGGCUUCCGGCGAGUGCCUCGGCUUUGGAUAUUCUUCGCCAUCGAAGAAGUCAUGGACUGUAA
This is a messenger RNA of Symbiodinium sp. CCMP2456, 2052 nucleotides long. The record is from the annotation of a GenBank genome assembly. NCBI's taxonomy places the organism in Eukaryota, Dinophyceae, Suessiales, Symbiodiniaceae.